UAGAAAAACACAUCAUAUAAACAAGCGUCCUUAGGAAAUUCCUAAAAUAAUCACGAAAAUAACAGUGUCGACAUAGUUACCUUCAUAAAACUAAUGAGAAUCGAAGAAUAAGCUUCAAACAUGAUAUCUAACACAUCAAACGUGCCUCCCGCGCAAGAUAUGCCGGCGAAAUUAAAGGAUAAUUCGUCUCAGAAAGGAAUUCUGGACGUAGUGCUUAGUCUCCCUGCAAAUUCGACACCCGCUGAAUUGAUGCGAAACGCAUACAACGACCAUGGCGAUGUUAUAACAUCAACACCUGUGAUUCUUUCGUUUCCACCAAAACGCCCUGUAUCAAAACCAAUAUCACCAUUUCAGUUGAAAAGCAUUCUUAUGGAGCAUUGCUAUGCUCGGCCGGGGAAUUGGAGACCAGAUUCACACUUUCUACGACCCGCAAAUACAUUAUUUAUUGAUGAUGCAGAAAACAAAGACAAGUUGGUUGCAGACCAGGAGGAUACAAUUGAUGUUUGUGAUGUUGAUGAUACCAAACUUCCACAUUAUGAUGUAGAAGCAGCUAGGGGGCUGAUGGAUGAGUGUGACAAACAUGUAGUUGGUGUUAGGGAUACUGAAGAGUUUGAAGAUUGGGAAGUAAAAGUACCUAAGAUAAAUUGGUCAAAAAUCCAACACAACAUGUUCAGUAGCAUUGUUGAGAUAUUAAACUCUGAUAGAUUAUCACGUCUUGCAUUCACUGAUAACGCAACGGAACCAGCGCUUCGUCGAUCGGUGAUUGAGAAAUCAGUGAAACGUUUUCGUCGUUUGAUGGCUCAAUACAUGUGGGAUGUCAAGUUAAUUCAGUGGCUACACUCAGUCCUCAUGGAAUAUCUCAACGCAUGGCUUCUGGGUGCAUACCUAGACAUUUUACAGACACUCAGUCAUAAACUACCGACUUUUGUUGAAAAACUAAUGGGUGAUCCAAAUACCCACAGUCGCCACAGUUGUCUAAACUCAGAAAAUCUCCAAAAAAUCAUGAAACGCGUUUGGGAUCCGGUUGGGGUAGUCCCCCAUUCAGAGCGACUGAAACUAAUCCCGGGAGAUCCAGUGUUAGUUGUCAUUCCCAGCGCCAUUGCUUUAGCUACCAACACACAGUCAAAGCGAAUGCUUAGAUGGAUGGGUUUCUUAUCAAAAAUAGGCACUGUUGUUCCAGUGACGUUAAAUAAUCCUAGCAGUAAGAAUAUGAGCAUGGUGCAUUGCGCCGAUCAAGCUAUGCUUGCCACUCGUGCGAAAUUACAAGAUGUGCAACAAGAAUACACUGGCCGAGCGAUUUUCUUGGUUGGUCUGCAUUCAGGUUCGGCGAUUGCACUUCAAGUUGCGCAUGUUGAAGCAGUCUUGGGUGUGAUAUGCCUUGGUUUCUCUGUGAAUACAUCGGCGGGUAGACGUGGGGAACCUGAUGAUAAACUUUUGGAUUUAAUUGCGCCAGUGUUGUUUGUUAUUGGACAAGUUGCUCAUACAUCAUUGCAGGAGAAUCUCGAAGAUAUUCGUGAGCGUAUGAAUGUGGAAACAGGUCUGCUUGUCGUUGGAGGCGCUGACGAUUACCUCCGUGUAAAUAAACGUGUGAAACGCGCUGAAGGCAUCACUCAGCACAUCGUUGACAGAUACAUCAUUGAGGAGGUGUAUGAUUUUGUUAGUGGUUUGCUCCUGUCGCCAUUUCCACCUCAGAUGCGCAAACAUAAAAACGCGAAUGCAAACGCACCGGAAAUUGGUGCAAAACGCCAGAAAACUGAACGUAAACGCAAUAAUUCUAACGGUAGUUCUCUGGAUAGUGAACCACCUUCACCUACACCUCGAGCUGCUCGUCCAGCACCAGUCGGUCGAAAUCUGACGGCUAAAACAAUUCGUAAAUUAGAUGCAAAGUACUACUCCAAGUUUGAGGGUAAUUACGUGCCAAGUUCGCCCUCUUCGAAUUCUAUCACACCUCCGAAUCCACCUAGCACACCAGAGAGUUUUAUGGACGGUGAUUUCCAUCACAAUAAAACACCUGCAAUGGAUACUGUUAUAAAUGCUAAACUUCAAGGGAUCUAUUCACAGUCACCGGGAAUGUUACCACAUGUAAAACAAGCUGGAGGCUUGAAAAUCAUCCCGCCUAAUACCCAGAAACUGAAAGUCCUUGAUAGUAUUAUUAUACCGAAAUCAGGACCUCGUCCUGAAGUGAUAAAAACAAGUUAUGGUACCAAUAUGGUGUUGAUGCCUGACGGCCGAUACAAAACAGCGCCACCACCUCCGGUUAUUCGUGGUAGUGCCACUUCGCAACUUUCCAAGCUUUUAACUAGCGGACAAGUUAUGACUGCUGGGCCACAAUCUGCAACCAGUUCUACAGCACGUGCUAGUUUAACCAAAUUUAUCACAUCCAAGAAACAACUACAGGGAAAUACUCCAAGAAUUAUAAAGAAAAACCCACCGUAUGCCCAACUCCCUCCACCUGCGAAUUUAACAUCGCAAGACAUCCUAAACUUGCCGAUUAUCUUCGCUGAUGAUAAUCAAUUACUGACUGAUGUCCAACCGCCGCCGAUUCGAUUGUCAGGCGGGCAGCCUAAGUUGGUACUUGUGAACAAACAGGGUACGCCUGUCGUGCGGCAUCAGACAACGAUACAUAAACGCCCGCUUACUAAAAAACUACCACCUGGCGCUGCAUCCGCUAUUAAAUAUUCCACAAUGCCUUCAACAAUUAGGAUGGAUAUUGAUAUCGAAGGCCAGUUGGAUGCGAAUACAAUUCAUAAGAAGAUGCCGACGUUUACUAUGCGUAAAGCGGUUGAUUCCACAGGGUACAAAACAGAUCUGAUGUCUUCGGACUUGAUCACGACGAAAAUCAAGCAGGCGAUUGAGAAAACUGACGGCACGAGCGGCGAUUCUCAGUUGUAAUUUGCUUUUAGAAGAGACAAUAAUCGUUUAUAUGUUUAUUAUAAAUGAAUAUUUUCAAGUCAACGUACCUCCAUUAGACUUGGAAGUGUGGGAUACUUUUCAAUUAUUGAUUCGGCUGUUUCCAACCGUGCUAAUGGAAAUGCCGUUAUCUGUUGCUGCCAGAGGCGUUUCAAUCCAUUACCUUUUUUGUCGACUUUCACGCAGUCUUUGUUAUCGCCCUUCAUGUACCAAUUUGUUGCCGCGUACUUUUCCUGCUGUUGCAAUCUGUAUAAAGUAUAAAAACAAGAAUUGUUAUAAUUUAUAACAAAUAGAUUAUGAAUAUUUA
Messenger RNA from Dalotia coriaria, 3217 nucleotides. RefSeq names its product Reduction in Cnn dots 1 (gene Rcd1). The record is from RefSeq and is a predicted model, not a curated record. NCBI's taxonomy places the organism in Eukaryota, Metazoa, Arthropoda, Insecta, Coleoptera, Staphylinidae. Gene Ontology annotation, biological process: positive regulation of transcription by RNA polymerase II. Bases 121 to 2892 code for a protein of 923 amino acids. Gene Ontology annotation, cellular component: NSL complex. The transcript has 10 exons.